Molecule: messenger RNA, 7927 nt
Organism: Myxocyprinus asiaticus (Chinese sucker)
Lineage: Eukaryota; Metazoa; Chordata; Actinopteri; Cypriniformes; Catostomidae
Product: signal-induced proliferation-associated 1-like protein 2
Exons: 23
Coding region: 767-5818 (1683 amino acids)
Biological process (GO): regulation of small GTPase mediated signal transduction; activation of GTPase activity
Cellular component (GO): cytoplasm
Molecular function (GO): protein binding; GTPase activator activity
Source: RefSeq, a predicted model, not a curated record
AGUGGAGGAGAAAGACUCCAGCUGCCGGGAGAAUCAGUGUAUGUGCUUUUUUAUGGAAUACCUUCAUUCACUGACUGUCAAUUUAAAAGGAGCGACUACAUUGUUACAUUAUGGGAAUUUCUAAAACUUCUGCUGUAGGAGCUAUGUUGCCCAUUACAGUUCGGUACAGGCGUCGGAACCACCGUCAGCCGUCCUUGCAGCAUAUCUUCAUUUGUGUGAGCAACGGAGGAUAUUGAUUAAAUGUCCUGACUUUGCAGAGCUGGUUUGGAUGAUGAGGAGGUUUUCUCUAGAGGACUGCAGUAGUCAGCUGUUUCAGGCCCUCACCGAUUUAGGCAGGUGUAUCUCAGGACAGGUUUGGAACAACAUGAGGAUCUCUCUCCUCCAGCUGUCGUCCUAAAUUAGCUGAGCUCUGUGAAAGGAGAGCUGUUUCAACUGACCCUUUCUGCUCCUUGAAGCUCCAUUCGUCCGUGAGACCCAAAUGCUGUCUGUCUUUCUUCAAAGUGGUCACUCGUGAAGAAAAAUGAACUUGUAGUGAAGGCCAGCCCUUCAUGUCGGGUAACUAACUCUAGGACAUCUCCUAAGCUUGUUGUUGAAGCUGGCCUGGCUUCCAUGAGACCCAAAUGGGUGACCUAUGACAAUGUAACCUAUGAGGGGAAUUUAAUUCCUGUUUUCCCAAGCAGCUGCAAGCAGGAUAUGCACUUGAGGCACGUCAUCGACCAUAAAGCAAACCUUCCGUCUUCAGUAGCUUGAGGGCUCCUCUAACGUCAUGCAUUCAUCAGAGGAAUUGUUCAGCAGGAAACUGAAAGCAUUGAAUGGGAGUAUGGGACAUCCAGCUACCAAUACCCAAUGCAAACUUGACGGGGGUAGCAAAACAAAUGGUACACCUGCCAUGCCUAAAAUGGGGGUGCGAGCCAGGGUGACGGAUUGGCCCCCAAAAAAGGAAGGUUGGGAAAGUCGAGGGGGGCCCAAUUAUGAGAGCAUCAUCACUGCAUUUCAGAAUGGACAGCCAGACCAAAGUAUGGAGGUUACUGAUUUAGGUGAUGUACCUCUGGAGCCAGAUUACUCGGACACAAAGUAUUCUCUUAAUGACCUUUUGAGUCGAUCCCCUUUAAAGGGGCUUCAUCCCAUUCGACAACGGAGUAACAGUGAUGUGACUAUUAGCGACAUUGAUGCAGAGGACAUAAUGGACCAGAACGCCGUCAACCCAAACACUGGUGCUUCUUUGCAUAGAGAGUACGGAAGCACGUCCUCUAUUGACCGACAAGGUCUUGGCAACGAUGGCUUCUUUACAAUGUUGCGAGGAUACAGGAUCGACAAUUUAGAGCAUCGUAGCGCCCCACCUGUCGGCUUUCCAGAACUCCUACGCUACGACACCACCCUCUCCCCAAGCUUGCAAACGGCUGCUCAGAUAGCCCGUGGUGAGAUCGUCCGCAUCUCAAGCUACGACUACGUGGACAGCUCCCUCCUCUACAGCCGCGAAAGGGAAAAGUCCUUCAUGCGACGCCUCAAGUCAGAGUCCUCUGAAACAUCGCUUUUCAGGAAGUUAAGGGCUAUAAAGAGUGAACAUGAUGGUCUGCGGCUCUCAACUGAGCAGGAUGACCGUCCUCCACUCAGUUUUCAGAAGUGCUUUGCUCACUAUGAUGUCCAGAGUGUACUCUUCAACAUAAGCGAAGCUGUCGCCAAUCGAGUAAACCUCAAUCAAAGGAAGAACACAACCACCGGUGCUUCUGCAGCCUCACAGUACCAAGUCCCGGGAGUUGCUCAAGUUGGUGGGAAUUCCAUUGCGCCUGCAUCCAUGUUCGAAUCACCCCUGGGCAGUCGGGAGGACCUUAACCCCAAAGAGAACCUGGAUGCUGAUGAGGGUGAUGGAAAGAGCAAUGGAUUGGUGCUAAGUUGCCCGCAUUUUCGCAAUGAGAUUGGGGGAGAGGGCGAGAGAAGAAUCUCGCUCUCCAGGGCCAACAAAGCCACCUACAGUGGCGGAGGAGAAAACUGCUCUUUUGAGUCAUCUUUAAGUUCUCACUGUACCAAUGCUGGUGUGUCCGUGUUGGAGGUACCACGGGAGAACCAGGCCAUCCACCGUGAAAAGGUCAAGCGAUUCAUCAUCGAACACAUCGACUUGGGAGCGUAUUAUUACCACAAAUAUUUCUACGGGAGAGAGCACCAGAAUUACUUCGGGGUGGAUGAGAAUUUGGGUCCGGUGGCCAUCAGCGUGAGGAGAGAGAAACUGGACGAUGGAAAAGAUAAGGAGGGAGCGCAGUAUAACUACCGGAUCACCUUCAGGACGAGUCAGUUAACCACUUUGCGAGGAGCGAUUCUGGAGGAUGCUGUGCCUUCCACAGCGAGGCACGGUACGGCACGUGGUCUUCCUCUGAAGGAAGUGCUGGAGUAUGUGGUUCCCGAACUAAACAUCCAGAGCCUCAGACUGGCCAUCAGCUCACCCAAAGUUCCGGAGCAACUCCUCAAACUGGACGAGCAGGGGCUGAGUUUUCAACACAAAGUAGGCAUCCUGUACUGUAAAGCGGGUCAAAGCACAGAAGAGGAGAUGUACAAUAAUGAGAAUGCUGGCCCGGCGCUGGACGAGUUCCUGGAUCUGCUUGGACAGAGAGUAAAGCUGAAGGGCUUUAUGAAGUACAGAGCACAACUGGACAACAAGACGGACUCUACCGGUAAUCACUCACUCUAUACGACCUACAAAGACUAUGAACUGAUGUUCCAUGUGUCCACACUUCUCCCCUACACACCUAACAACAGGCAACAGUUGCUCAGAAAGAGACAUAUAGGAAAUGACAUCGUCACCAUCGUAUUCCAGGAGCCUGGUGCCUUGCCCUUCACACCCAAAAACAUUCGCUCCCAUUUUCAGCAUGUGUUCGUCAUCGUUAAAGUUCACAAUCCCUGCACUGAAAACGUCUGCUACAGUGUGGCGGUAUCCCGAUCGAAAGACGUGCCUCCAUUCGGCCCUCCCAUUCCUAAGGGCGUGACCUUUCCCAAGUCAGCCGUCUUCAGGGACUUCCUAUUGGCCAAAGUGAUCAACGGGGAAAAUGCGGCGCAUAAAUCUGAAAAGUUUCGUGCCAUGGCAACUCGCACACGUCAGGAGUAUCUCAAGGACCUCGCGGAGAACUUUGUAAGCACAACGACGGUGGACUCUGCCGUUAAAUUCAGCUUCAUCACGCUAGGUGCCAAGAAGAAGGAGCGUGUUAAACCACGGAAGGACGCUCAUCUCUACAGCGUGGGUGCUGUCACCUGGACCGUGGUGGCACGAGAUUUUGGACAAACCAAGGAUGUGGAGUGUCUUUUGUGUAUUUCUAACGAGUUCAUCGUGUUAAUCGAGGAGGAGUCCAAGAAUGUAAUUUUCAACUGUUCCUGUCGGGAUGUCAUUGGUUGGUCUUCUGGCGUCAUGAGCAUUAAGAUGUUUUAUGAACGUGGAGAGUGUGUGAUGUUCUCGGCACAUGAUAACUGUGGAGAGGACAUUAGAGAGAUCGUCCAAAGACUUGAGAUUGUGACCCGCGGAUGUGAGACCACAGAAAUGACCCUGCGUAGGAACGGUCUGGGCCAGCUCGGUUUCCAUGUCAACUUCGAGGGCAUCGUGGCAGACGUGGAACCGUUUGGUUAUGCGUGGAAGGCGGGCUUACGCCAGGGCAGCCGAUUAGUGGAGAUCUGUAAGGUGGCAGUGGCGACGUUGACCCACGAACAGAUGAUCGACCUACUGCGGACUUCCGUCAGUGUCAAAGUCGUCAUCAUUCAACCGUAUCAGGACGGCGCUCCAAGAAGGGGCUGUUCAGAGCUGUACCGCAUCCCGAUGGUGGAGUAUAAGCUAGACAGUGAAGGAACUCCAUGCGAGUACAAGACUCCCUUCAAAAGAAACACCACGUGGCACCGUGUGCCCACCAGCGGCCAGCCUCUCCCCCGCGGUUCCCCCACACAGGGUCCUGAUCGGUUGCCGUGCCAACAGAUGCUCCAGCACGCUCAGACUGCCAUCCCGCGAAGCACCUCUUUCGACAGGAAGUUGCCCGAUGGACCCAGGAGCGUUCAAGACAUAGAAAACCCUCAGAUCUCGCCCUGCAGUAAAGGAGACACGUCUCAACAUUACCGCAGCUCACCAAGUAACCAGUCCUCCUCUAGUGACCCGGGACCCUGCGGGAGCGUCACCUGGAGCCAGCAGCCAGGAUACGACGGAUGUCAGUCCCCCGUACUCCAUGACCACUCCGCUGAAGCCCAGGGCAUGCUGGGAGAUACAGAGAUGCUUCGGGAGAGGGAGCCCACCCUCGAGAGGACACGGUCUGCAGAGGCCAAGUGGCACGUCCCUUCCACAAAGAUCCUGAACUCAUUGAAGGAGAGGGGCAAGGAUUCGCCCAACAAGUUGACAAGGCAGGGCGGCGAUAAGAACUCCAGCCACUCCAGUAGUAACACUCUCUCCAGUAACGCCUCCAGCAGUAACAGUGAUGAGAAGCACUUUGACUCUGGAGAUCUGAUGGAUCCAGAGAUGCUGGGUCUCACUUACAUUAAAGGAGCGUCAACAGACAGCGGGAUUGACACCGCCCCCUGUAGCAUGACCCCAGGAGUGGCCAAUGCAUCUGUGUCCCGGGUCAUGCUCCAGGGGCGAGGGGCGUCGGACCCGGGACACCCAUGGCCCCCGGAGCUGACGGAGGAAGGUUCCGUUGAGGAGGAGCACAGGAGGGUGUACCUGACUCAAAGCUACGCCGCAGCACUGGUAGCCGGACACGCACCCAGGGACGGGAGUAUAGGAGACCUCAGCGAGAUCUCAUCCCAUUCCAGUGGCUCCCACCACUCCGGCAGCCCCUUACCCCACAGCUCCAAGCUCUGCUCCUCUCCAGAGACGUCCAGAGCCCAGACAGGGCCCCACAGUAGCCAGAACCAAGGGCUCAGCUCUGAGGCACCAACACACAACUGCCGCAAGAUGGUCGACGACAAACCUAUCCCAGAAGAGCCCUCAAAUCUGUCCGAAUGUGGGCAGCUGUAUGAGGCGGAGGCUUCCUGUCGGCUACAGGAGAGAGAAAGGGAAAAACUAAAGGAUGGAGGUCUUCAGCCCAACAUGUCUAAAGAAGAAUACCUGAAGAUGAUGCUAACUGAUAGCCCACCUGGAGAGGGCGGUCAUAGGAAGGCCUCAACGGCGGGAAGUGUGUCACCACGCCGCUCCCUCUACCGGACUCUCUCCGACGAGAGUGUGUGCAGUAACAGGAAGGGAUCGUCAUAUGCCAGCUCACGUAGCUCCAUGCUGGACCAGGCCAUGCCCAACGACAUCCUGUUCAGUAGUACCCUACCCUACCACAGCACCCUACCACCUCGCAUCAGCUUCAGCCACCCUGGAUCCAACCUCAAAAAUGAGUUGUGGUUCUCUGACGGCUCCCUUGCGGACAGGUCAAAGUUCAGUGAUCCGGGUCUCAUGCCUCUACCAGACACUGCCACUGGCCUGGACUGGUCUCAUCUCGUAGACGCAGCAAGGGCCUUUGAAGACCAGCGUGUGGCUUCGUUCUGCACCAUGACGGACAUGCAGCGAGCCGAAGCCCUGCACAUCUCCCGCGAGCUCACGAGACGCGUGGCGGCCGCAGAGGGAGCUGCCCUGGAGGCAGGCAAUACCUCUCCUGCCACACUAACGGGCAAAGUCAAUCAAUUGGAGGUGAUCUUGAGACAGCUGCAGUACGACCUGAAAAAGGAGAAGGAGGACAAGGCGAUCCUCCAGGUAGAGGUGCAGCACCUGAGACAGGACAACAUGAGACUGCAGGAGGAGAGCCAGACUGCUGCCGCCCAGCUCAGGAAGUUCACGGAGUGGUUCUUCCACACCAUCGACAAGAAACCUUGAUGGAGACUCCUGUCUGCUUUGGGAGAGAGGUGGAACCUGCCCCUUUGAGCAGUUCCUCAGGGUGUUGAAAGAGAGUUUAAGGGUAAGAGGGUAAAACCACUGGAGAACUAUCUGCCAUUGAAGCAUCAGAUACCUUCGAGACAAUCUUCACGGAUGCUUUAGCGGCAGAGAUUUACCUACUCUUGCAAGGCCAAAUUCCUACUGCAAUUCCAAUGAAAUGAAGAAUGUAAGUUUAUACUGGACUGUGGAAGCUACUUUGUUGGUGCUAGUUGAAGUAGAAGAGUUGGUUUACAGACUAAUCCUUCACACCAGGUGGGACGAGGAGAAAUAGGUUUGUCAUGGAGAAUGUACUGGACUACUGGUACCAAGACACUAUCAGCUCCAGGAUUUUACUUCUACAAACAACAACAUUGAAAAGGUGGAUUAUGAAUGUAACACAUCAAGACCUUUAGUAGCUUGAAAUUUCAUUCGAACUUCCUCAAGACAUAUGGCAAGCAAUCCGUGUUUUUAUUUUGCACCACAGUCAAACGUUGAAGUUCGAGAGGUCAACAGUAAGUUCUGGCAAUAAUCUUGGAGUCGCAGAACUUCUAAAAACGACAAUGUCCCCAGUAGCUCAAUGUGUAGAGUUCCCGAACCAAUUCAGCUGUCCCAUAUUUGCUAAUGAGACUGUGCCUCAUAGAACAAUUGAAGAUCAGAAAGGAAGCAGGUGUAUACGUUGCUUUUUCAUUCCUUCUCAACACAUGCCUUGUCUACGGUUCACUGAAUCCUGAUGUGUACUGUGUAUAGAUAAAGCGUUGUAAAAUCCGAUCUAUGCGCAGUUCCUCCCUGCAGCUUUCAAACUGACUACGACUGACUACCAGUGAACCUCAGUCACCAUGCCAAAAUUGUGUUUAUCUCUGUACAGAAACCACAAGAAAGUGUCUUGUAUUUAACACUGUUAUUUAAGCUUAUUUAACCUAAAUUAGUUUAUUUUAUUAAAUAAAAUAAAAAAGUCUUGGUUUCUGCUUUAGGGAGGAUGUAGGAAAGGCUACGUAAUGGAGAUACUGUGAUGACCGUAGCUUUGCCAGGACUGUGUCAGAUAUGUUGAUAUUUUGAUCGAUUUGUCUUUGUUUUUCUCAUUCCAACAUUUGGAUGCUGCUAGAUUACACUCUGUUGGUUUCUACGCUUUUACAAAUGUGUUUCUUUGUAAAUUGAUUUCAUGUAAAAUGGGACAUUGGUUGCUUUUUUUCUCUUUUUUUUUAAUAAAUGUAGAUGUAAACAAACAUGUGCUUAUUUCAAUGUUUAUGAACAACAAAAAUAAUAAGCAAAUAAUGGACAAUCUCAAACCACCGACUGAGUAAUGGGUGAAUCUCGUGAAAACUGGUGAGAACAUCGUUGUGUCUUGGUUCACCCCAAAAUUGAAAUGAAAUGGUGAAGUAUAUUUAGCAUAACAAAACUGAGACUUUUAAAGACCAAUGAGAUUGUGACAUUAUUUUCAUGACAAUUAAGCAGUUUUAACUCUUUUAAGCUCAGGUGGGCCUGCGAGAAAAAAUAAUAAUUGCCAAAAUAUCAAUAACUACAGUCUUGACUAGCACAACAUAGGAAUCGUUUGAAAGCUUAGAAGCUGUACUUUAUAAUGCAUGCAGUCUUUAUGACCAAAACUGCUUUGAAAUUUGUAGACAAAUUAGAAGUGUUCUGUUUUGAUAAUUUAUUAAAAAAAAAAAAAAAAAAAAAAAAAACACUGUACAUAUUAUUGCAAUCAGUAAAAACAUCAAACUCAUCAAAUAGCCAUGUGUCAUAUGUUGUUGGAAAGCUUUCAAAUAGAAGAAUACAUCCAACCUAUUUGUUUUACUCACAGAAAAAAUAUAGCGAGUAAUAGCUAAGUAUAUGUCUUUGAUAAUUAUGUUGGUGUUGCUUAUAUGCUGCAUUUUGCUUAUAACUUCAUGAAAAUAUAAAAUAUCACAUAAUAUUACUUAGAGGAGGUGAUUAUCUUUCAAAUGAGCCUACACACAAGGUAAUCGGAUGCAUAGAUCAUUAGAUAAUCCACAUGAAGCACAAUGUUACAUAUGGCCACCAGGAGAUGGCGCCAAAUACAUGACACAGACUCAAUGAUGACUCAGAUGACACGGA